AUGUCGAAGGCCGAGGUCGACGGCGACACAAUAACGGAGAUUGCUAGAGCUUGCAAUGUGUCCGAAACGCAGAUUGAAGAUAUCUAUUCACCCAGCCCUCUCCAAAGCCGUCUAAUUGUGAGAGCCGAGGUCUUUCAGCUAGCCCUUUCUUUCGGGCCCGAUGCCGACAUCGAUCGGUUCUGCAAAGCUCUAACACAGGUGGCCGCAGCCAAUCCUAUCUUACGCACUCGCUUCGUCGACUCAUGCCUGGGAAUUGUGCAGGUCAUUACAGAUGAAGAACACACCACGCAAACCCUGUCUGGGACCCUUGAUGACUAUCUGAACGAUGAAGACUCGUAUAAAUUAGGUCUUGGAGUACCUCUUUUCCGAUCGAGCCUCAUUGACAGGAAGUUCGUGGCCACGAUCCACCACGCCGUAAUGGAUUACUGGUCCGUGACUACCUUUUUCCAAGAAGAUGUGGUAGGCGCGUAUCAUGGACAAGCGCCGAAGGAACGCCCCCCUUUUAAGGAUUUUGUGGCGCAUAUCUCGAGUAUCGAUGAGUCCGCGGCGCAGACCUUCUGGGGCCCGCGAUUCAAGGGUGUUCCAGCUCUGUUUCCGACAGUUAGCCCGGGAUAUGCUCCCCACGCGAAACAGAUUGGGACGCGAAAGAUCGCAUUGAAAGGGAUCGGCGAGGGAGUGUCUCCUUCCCAUCUAUCUUCCUUUGUCGCGGCAGCUUGGGCUUUGACGACUGGUGUCUACACGGGAAGCGAAAAUGUUGCGUUUGGUCUCGUCUUGUCAGGCCGUUCAUCUACUCUGAACGGUCUCGAAAACGCCCUGGGGCCGACUCUGGCAGAAGUCCCGGUUCAGGUUAACUUACCUCGGAAUCUGACCGUGGAAAAGCUCAUUAAAGAUCGCGCUACAACUCUGCGACAACUACAGACGCAUCAUACUCUGCAAUAUGGCAUCAAGAGUAUUGGUUCCCUCAGCGACGCAGCUCAUAUCGCUUCGGGAUUUCACGCCUUAUUGAACAUUCGCCCCCCGCUACCUAUUGCCACGGAGGCAACAGAUGUUCAGUUCGAGCGGCUGCUGUGGCCACAGGGAUCGUUCAGUCUUGAACUGGUGUGCAGUCUUUACGAUGAUGGGAUUCUAGUUGAACCGAGGAACGAUCCCGAUGUUCUCGACGAGCGGCAGUUGGACCGGGUUUUGAACCAAUUCGAACACACGUUGCAACUGCUUACGGAGGUUCCUUUGCACACCAAAUUGGGCCAACUGCAAUUAUUAAAUUCACACGACCGUGCAGAGAUCCUUGAAUGGAACACGAAUAUCCCUGAGCCGAUCGAAAAAUGUGUACACGACGUCUUUAGCGCCCAAGCUCGCGCUCACCCAGAGGAUGUGGCAGUGGAAGCAAGUGAUGGAAGUUUGUGCUAUGGCGAACUGGAUGAACUUUCCGAUCGUCUUGCUUUCGACUUACAGAGGAGGGGUGUUUCAACUGGCAAGUCAGUUGCACUUAUUUUUGAAAAGUCGCUGUGGGCCAUCGUCGCUGUCCUCAGUGUCUUGAAGACGGGCGGAGUCUGCGUUCCCAUUGACAAAUACGCACUGUAUGACCACAGAGCUUCUAUUGUCUCGACCACGAACGCAAAUAUUGUCUUGACUUCGUCUGCCGAAUACGCGAAUUCGGCUAAUCUGGCCCCUGACGUGAUUGUUGUCAGUCAAGAAUCUAUUGCGGCACUUCCAGACACUGAGACUCUUUUCAAGAGCAUGGUUUCUCCAGAAGAUCUUGCUUACAUCACUUUCACCAGUGGCAGCAGCGUGUCGGCGCCGAAAGCAGUAAUGCUCGAGCACCGCAACUUGGUUUCAUCAUUGACCUCGCUUGUCGAAAGAUUUGAUUUACAGCCAGAGUGUCAGGUGCUCCAAUAUGCCGCUCCUGUAUCAAACACUAGCAUUGGUGAGAUGCUCGCGGCUCUCUUUUCAGGUGGAUGUCUUUGCAUACCGUCCGAAGCGGCAAGCGCAUCGAAUCUUUCUGGCUUCAUUCAGUCUAGCAAAGUCAAUUGGGCGUUUCUACCUCCGGGAGUGAUUCGAACUUUAUCGCCCAAUCACAUAUCUAGCUUACAAUCACUGGUCUCUCUUGGGGAGCCCAUCGCUAUUGAAGCCGCGAAGACUUGGGGCGACGCAGUUCGCUUUUUCAACAGCUGGGGGCUAUGCGAAGCAUCUUUCCUCAGCACCGUCGCAGAGAUUACACCUAACUCAGAAUAUCCAGAAAGCAUCGGCACUCCAGUCGGCUGCGCCAUCUGGAUCGUGAAGCCCGGCAAUACCAACGAGCUCACUCCAAUCGGCGACGUCGGCGAGCUCUGGAUCGAAUCGCCUUCUGUCGCCCGGGGCUUUAUAAACGACGAGCCCAAAACAUCCGCCUCCUUCAUCUCACCACCUCUCUGGGCCUCGUCCUUCCCGCGAAACGCAACCCGCUUCUGUCGCACCGGUGACCUCGCCAAAUACAACCCCGACGGAAGCAUCUCCUUUGUCGGGCGACAAGACAACCAAGUCAAGCUGGGCGGACAAAAGGUCCAGCUAGAAGAAAUAGAGAGUAUCCUGUCAACGUGUCCUCUCGUUCGAGAGCUCGUCACCUCCGCGAAGAUCUCUGCCGGUCGCACGCAGCUGGUUGCGGUCGUUUGUCUAGCUGAUGUGCGGUUUCCGCGGAGUGCAGUGCUGCAGGACUUACCGGAUAGUGAGAAGGAUCUUGCGAAUGAACAGCUUGAUCGGAUUCGCGAUCAUGCCAGGUCUCGGCUGCCGGCUGAACGGGCUCCUACUAUUUGGUUAACGGUCGAGCAACUGCCUCGCACUGUGUCGGGCAAGCUGGAUCGGGGCGCUAUUAGGGAGUGGUUGAAGAUUAAGGGUGGAAUGUGGAUCGUGUCUAAUGUCUUGGAAAGUGCCUCAUACAUGCGCUUGCCAUCUACGUCAGCUGUCGGGGGCCGACUCGGGGCCGAUUUUGUGCCGCAUAUCACUAUGGAGACGCGUUGA
This is a messenger RNA of Aspergillus steynii IBT 23096, 2994 nucleotides long. Its product is annotated as putative aminoadipate-semialdehyde dehydrogenase. NCBI's taxonomy places the organism in Eukaryota, Fungi, Ascomycota, Eurotiomycetes, Eurotiales, Aspergillaceae. Gene Ontology annotation, molecular function: catalytic activity; phosphopantetheine binding. Gene Ontology annotation, cellular component: cytoplasm. Gene Ontology annotation, biological process: amino acid activation for nonribosomal peptide biosynthetic process; secondary metabolite biosynthetic process. The coding region runs from base 1 to 2994 and encodes 997 amino acids. The transcript is spliced from 2 exons. The record is from RefSeq and is a predicted model, not a curated record.